Molecule: messenger RNA, 1548 nt
Organism: Aaosphaeria arxii CBS 175.79
Lineage: Eukaryota; Fungi; Ascomycota; Dothideomycetes; Pleosporales
Exons: 3
Coding region: 322-1311 (329 amino acids)
Biological process (GO): positive regulation of ATP-dependent activity; protein folding
Cellular component (GO): cytosol
Molecular function (GO): protein-folding chaperone binding; ATPase activator activity
Source: RefSeq, a predicted model, not a curated record
UCACAAUCUCCCCUCUGCACUCUUCGCUACCUCCUUCAUUAACCUUCACAGAGCUGUAGAAUCCUGCCACAUUGCCAUAGGUAAGUUCGGAACUCUCUAUCAACAUGUUUCCCCUCCCUUUCCAAUGAUGAUACACCAGCUGGCACCAGGCCGAGAAGACUUGUACUCUUUACAUGCGGAUCAGCUUGCGGAGCAAAGUCUCCAUCGAUCUGACUAUCCUUCACCUCAAUAUCUUGCAUCGCAUUCUCAAAGGGAACAUCUUGCUGAUAACAGUGAACAGAAAAAUUUUCCGCCUCGGUGAAUACAUACUCAUCGCUCACGAUGGUUUUGCACAACCCGAACAAUUGGCAUUGGGUGAACAAGGAUGUUUCAGUGUGGGCAAAGGACUUCUUAGAUACUGAGCUGCCACAAGUAGCUGCCGAGAAGGAUGGUGUUACCGCGAAGAUCGAUAAGGUUGUCAGCAUGGAUGGCGACGUUGAUGUUAGCCAGCGCAAGGGCAAGGUCAUUACUCUGUUCGAUGUAAAGCUAAAGCUUGAAUACUCGGGCAAGAACAAAGAAGGUGAAGAAGCCAGCGGCACCAUCGUUGUCCCAGAGGUCGCCCACGACACAGAGGAAGACGAGUAUGUCUUUGAGAUAGAUGUUUACUCAGACGAGAAGAGCAAACAACCCGUGAAGGACCUCGUCCGCUCCGACAUCCUCCCCCAGCUUCGAAAGAGCCUCGCCAAGCUAGGCCCGGCUCUGAUCACCGAGCACGGAAAAGACAUUCAGCAUGCCCCUGGUACCAACCCGUCCAGUGGAUUCAGCACGCCCAAGGUCUACUCAAGCUCUUCGGUCAACAAGUCUUCCGAGGCCACUGCUUCAUCAAGCGCAAUACAAGCUAGCUCAGGAAAGCUGGUCAACACAACCACCAUUACCGACUCAACAGAGUUCCGCACCACUGCCGCUGAACUCUUCAAGACCUUCACCGAUCCUCAAAGGCUAGCGGCGUUCACUCGUGCUCCUCCCAAGACAUUUACUGGUGCUCAGCCUGGAGGCAAAUUCGAGUUGUUCGGCGGAAACGUUUCGGGAGAGUUCACUGAGCUUGAGGAGCCUACACACAUUGUGCAGAAGUGGCGUCUCGCACAAUGGCCUGCCGGUCACUUCUCGACUCUCUCCCUCUGGUUCGACCAGAACGACGUGGACGCGGUGACCGUGAUGAGAGUCGAGUGGAAGGGUGUCCCCAUCGGCCAGGAGGAGCCCACCAAGGGCAACUGGAGUGAAUACUACAUCCGAAGCAUCAAGACGACCUUCGGCUUCGGAACAGUGCUGUAGUUACCCUCCACAGCUUUCACAGACGAUUGGAUGGAGUAGCAGGCGUUUUGGGAUGGCUGGAUGGAGGAAUGAAUGAUUAUGAAUCGAUGUAUACUCAUGGCAGCGAGAUCUCAUCAGAUCAGAUACAGAUAGCCAACAAGGAACUAUCGUACAAGAACAAGUAGUAAAUAUGCACCUCUGUUCUUCAUGACAAAGAGCUACUCCUUGCAACUUACCAUCUCCACGCUUUAAACUAAC